This is a messenger RNA of Lodderomyces elongisporus, 681 nucleotides long. RefSeq names its product DNA-directed RNA polymerase II subunit (gene RPB4). The record is from RefSeq and is a predicted model, not a curated record. The coding region runs from base 1 to 681 and encodes 226 amino acids. Gene Ontology annotation, cellular component: RNA polymerase II, core complex. Gene Ontology annotation, biological process: transcription initiation at RNA polymerase II promoter. The transcript has a single exon. Lineage: Eukaryota; Fungi; Ascomycota; Pichiomycetes; Serinales; Debaryomycetaceae. Gene Ontology annotation, molecular function: nucleotide binding; translation initiation factor binding.
AUGAAUGUCAGUACGAGUGCUCUUGGUGUGAGAAGGAGGAAAGUAGCCACACAAAACAUUGAUGAUGAAGAAAAUGCCGCCGUUUUGAAACUUGGACCUGAGUUUCAACUACAUCAACUCACGAAUCAAGGGGAGGACCAGCAGCUAAUAGCAUUAAACUUAUCUGAAGCAAGACUCUUAAUCAGAGCUGCAUUAAAAGAACGUAAAAAGAACCAAAAGCCAAACAAAAAUAAACUUUUGCAGCAACAGCAGCAGCAACAACAACAACAACAACAACAACAGCAGCAUCAAGAAAGUCAAAAUGAUGUUAUGAGAGCGCGUGAUUCAGACGACGACGAUGACGAUGAUGACGAAAUGAAUAGCAAAGAGGAUGAGAUUUCGAAUAUAGAAUUGGCGGGACCCAAUUCCAAUGAAAUUAUGCACAAGACUUUAAACUAUCUUACAAAUUUUGCAAGAUUCAAGAAUAGACUGAGUUGUGAAACAGUUGAGAAGUUGGUGAAUGAUUUUAACGAUCAUUGCACUGAAGUUUUGCAUCCCUUUGAAAUCGCACAGUUGGGAACAUUAGAGUGUGAAGAUGCCGAAGAGGCUAAAAGUUUGAUCCCAAGCUUGAACAACAAAGUAUCGGAUGUGCAGUUGCAGAGUUUAUUGACCGAGUUGAGGAAAUACCAAACAUUAUCGUAA